AUGGUGACGAAGGCGAUGCUGCUGGCGCUGAAGGCUGACGCAGAUGAAAGCCUCGGCGGUUGCGGUGAGGACGUAUUGAGUCGCUCAGAUGGUCGAGGGGACCUGUCGGACACUCGUGACGCGGCUGAGAGUCAGGGUGCG
Molecule: messenger RNA, 141 nt
Organism: Protopolystoma xenopodis
Lineage: Eukaryota; Metazoa; Platyhelminthes; Monogenea; Polystomatidea; Polystomatidae
Source: the annotation of a GenBank genome assembly